AGCUUUCGGGACCCCUGCGUCUCCCCCAAACACCGAGCUGAGCUUCUGCUCCUGCAGGGACCGCCGCCGGGGCGCGUCGGCGUGCGGCCGUGUCCUAGUCGUCCUCCCCUCCUCCUUCGGCAUCUGCUCUGCAUUAGUCUGUCCCAGGCCUCCGCAGGCGCCGGUGAUUGAAUCAUCAUCAUUAACGAGGGCCUGCCCCCCUCCUCCCGGCGGCAGGGGAGGGCGGCGAGGGGGGGGAUGUAAGAUCACUACCAAGUCUCUAGGGGUUCCUCCUCCCGUCGCCCUCCCCGAGGCUCCGCGAAGCCCCGAGAAACUCCCGCCCUGGAGCCGGGAGAAGGCCCACCGUCGGAUGUAGCUCCGCAUUGUCUAGCGUCGGCCGACGAGGGCGACAUAACACGGAGAGCGCGGGAGGGGCUUUAGCCUGGUUGUCACCAGAGCUGGGCGACCCUGAGCGGUGGCGGGUCGGGGGAAGGAGGAGGCAGGCUUCUGCAGGCCCCAAAAGUUCGUCCCGAGGUCCGGUCGGGUCUUCGAUGAUUAUUACUGCAGGGGGUCAAUGAGAUCGGCCCCUCCCCACACCCCCCCGCUCCCCAAUUACCAACUGCGGAGGGGGAGGGGCCACUGGGGCUCAGGUGAGCACACGGGGGAGAAAGGACGUGGGUGGGGCCUUACGGAGAGUCAGCGAAUCCGAAAAGACCUAAGCCCUCGUUGCUCGGCGACAAGUCCCGCCCUGCAGGCGGCACCGGAAGUGGCAGGCCAGGAUCAGCCUUUAAGAUGGCGUCUCCUCAGGGGGGCCAGAUUGCGAUCGCGAUGAGGCUUCGGAACCAGCUCCAGUCAGUGUACAAGAUGGACCCGCUACGGAACGAGGAGGAGGUCCGAGUAAAGAUCAAAGAUUUGAAUGAACACAUCGUCUGCUGCCUAUGCGCUGGCUACUUCGUGGAUGCCACCACCAUCACAGAGUGUCUCCAUACUUUCUGCAAGAGUUGUAUUGUGAAGUACCUCCAAACCAGCAAGUACUGCCCCAUGUGCAACAUCAAGAUCCACGAGACACAGCCACUGCUCAACCUCAAACUGGACCGGGUCAUGCAGGACAUCGUGUACAAGCUGGUGCCUGGCUUGCAAGACAGUGAAGAGAAACGAAUUCGAGAAUUCUACCAGUCCCGAGGCUUGGACCGAGUCACGCAGCCCGGUGGGGAAGAGCCAGCCCUGAGCAACCUCGGCCUCCCCUUCUGCAGCUUUGACCAUUCGAAAGCCCACUACUAUCGCUAUGAUGAGCAGCUGAGCCUGUGCCUGGAGCGGCUGAGUUCUGGCAAAGACAAGAAUAAAAGCGUCUUGCAGGUGAGAGGGGCUGUGGGAGGGCCUCUCAGGAGACUCACCUCCUCGGGGCCCUUCUCUCACACACCUUGUCUUCCUUUCCCUGCCCACCCUCAGAACAAAUAUGUCCGGUGUUCUGUUAGAGCUGAGGUUCGUCAUCUCCGGAGGGUCCUCUGUCACCGCUUGAUGCUAAAUCCCCAGCAUGUGCAGCUGCUUUUUGACAAUGAAGUUCUCCCUGAUCACAUGACCAUGAAACAGAUCUGGCUCUCCCGAUGGUUCGGCAAGCCAGCCCCUUUGCUUUUACAGUACAGUGUGAAAGAGAAGAGGAGGUAGGGGCCAAGCCCCUGCCCUACCCCUCUCCCCGUCCCUCCCCAGAUAUUUAUGUGAAAUUGUGGCUUUAUUUUUUGAAAUAAAAACUUUUAAAAAGCA
This is a messenger RNA of Myotis myotis, 1740 nucleotides long. RefSeq names its product polycomb group ring finger 1 (gene PCGF1). Gene Ontology annotation, cellular component: PRC1 complex. Bases 772 to 1644 code for a protein of 290 amino acids. NCBI's taxonomy places the organism in Eukaryota, Metazoa, Chordata, Mammalia, Chiroptera, Vespertilionidae. Gene Ontology annotation, molecular function: promoter-specific chromatin binding. The record is from RefSeq and is a predicted model, not a curated record. Gene Ontology annotation, biological process: negative regulation of transcription by RNA polymerase II. The transcript is spliced from 8 exons.